This is a messenger RNA of Temnothorax curvispinosus, 546 nucleotides long. RefSeq lists its product as uncharacterized. Lineage: Eukaryota; Metazoa; Arthropoda; Insecta; Hymenoptera; Formicidae. The coding region runs from base 141 to 461 and encodes 106 amino acids. The transcript has 3 exons. The record is from RefSeq and is a predicted model, not a curated record.
UUCGCAUACCUGCGCCGCUUCCAAACUCGAAAAUUCGCGUGUUGUGCGACGAUCCUGCGAGCUCAGUUGAAGCUUGAACUGUGCUACUGUGAACUACUGUCUGUGUUCGGAAUAAAAUACAGUUCCACAGUUCUCGGAAUAUGGUUCAGCCACCUUAUUUAUCAUCAGAUGUUGCAGAUAACACGUAUGUCCCCGAACUCCCCGAUCUGCAAUAUAAUAUCCCAUUGCCGGCCAUGCCGGCAAUGAACAACGAGCAGCAGCGAUUCCAGCUGCUACUCGAGCAGUCGCGGAUUAGGGAACCACCAAACCAUCAAUUUGCCACAGUACAACAGUGGCACGAACUAUCGCAGGAAGUACGCCGGUUACAAAGUUUUAAGAUAGAACUUCAACAGAUGGUAUUGAGGAAUAUAGAUGAGAAUAAGCAGACAUCUCUGCGCCGUAAUCGCCGUAAUCGACACUAGGUUAGACACUCCAACGGAAGAAACAUGGCAAGGAAUGACCGAAUUACCGGACUUUAUUCAAUUCAAGCCCUUUCCUGGCACGCCU